CACAGCAAGCAACAUGAAGACUCAGAUCUUGAUGGUGUUAGGCAUGGCAGCCCUAUCAGCCGCAGACAGCAGGGAAAGGUUCUCCUAUGGUCCCCCUCGGCCUUACUCAGCGGAGUCUUUUGAGUCUAGUGAGGCUCAGUACAACUUCAACUAUGCUGUGAAACACGAAGACUCCGGCAACGACUUCGGUCACCAGGAGACCCGCAACGGUGACGACACCAAGGGGUCGUACUACGUGCAGCUUCCCGACGGUCGUCUGCAGACAGUGAAUUACUUCGUGGACGGUGACUCAGGCUACAUCGCUGAUGUCAAGUACGACGGUGAGGCUCGCUACCCAGACUCCGACGAGUCCAGGGAGGCUCCCCGCUACGCCCCACCCAGGCCCCGGUACUUCGCUCCAGACUCCCAAGAGUCUCGUGAGGCUCCAGUAUUCGUCCAACCCAGACCUCGGUACUUCGCUCCAGACUCCCACGAGUCUCGUGAGGCUCCAGUAUUCGUCCAACCCAGACCUCGUUACUUCUUCCGUGACUCUAAUGAGUCCAAGUAAUCACCACCAACGUUCAUA
Procambarus clarkii (red swamp crayfish) is the source of this 565-nucleotide messenger RNA. Its product is annotated as pro-resilin-like. Gene Ontology annotation, cellular component: extracellular matrix. The record is from RefSeq and is a predicted model, not a curated record. Lineage: Eukaryota; Metazoa; Arthropoda; Malacostraca; Decapoda; Cambaridae.